AUGUCUACACAAGUUGAGGCUAGGUCUCUGGCCUCGCUCAAUUACCUCGCCGCAAAUCCCCCGCAAUACCCUCACAAACCGGCCGAGCAACGUCAAGAUCCCCUCACACUCUACAUCUCACGUGUACCUGGUACACGAGACGUCAUUCUGACAACCUCAAAACCUCACCUCAAAAAUGUCACCAGCGAAGAUGUCGCCAACUCAUUUUAUUACAUCCACCUGGAACUGCCCAGUGAUGGCAGCCACCCGUACCACCCAAACUUGGCAGCUGGAUCUCAGCAACCUAACCAUCUACGGAACCCGGACACGCCUAGGUCUAGUAUGGAUAGCACCCGCAGCACGGCUCAGAUCCGGAGGAAGCCCGUCGGGGGCUCAAAGGUGCCCUCACCGCCAGCCGAUCCAGCCCGCGCCCAUCUGCCUCCUCAGACGCAGACGCAGACUCAAACACAGGCGCAACCUCCGACGCCUAGCUCACAUCCAGCGGCCGCCGGCAAUCGCAACUCCGGCCUCUACGGCUACGGCACCGGGAAUGCGACGGGGUACGGCAUCGGGUACGGCACAGGCAACGAUCCCCGUCAACCCCGGUGGACAGAGGACCGCCCGGAGCUUCCUCCGCGACCAACAUCUCACUCACCCCCGGCCCCUCCCGUACGCAAACCCGUCGGCCCGCGAGCCAUCCCGACCCCGGCACCCGACUACGACGCGCCCUUUGCCUCCAGACCUCCUCAGCCUCCUCCUACAGACCUCCACCGCGCUUCUCCCUCCCAGUCCCCGUCCCGUAUGCCACCGCAGCAGGAACCCUCCUCGUCGCCGGCGCGUUCACGUCGUUACUCCCGUCCGACUUCCAUCUACCGCCAACAAUCUCGCUCCCCCUCACCGAACCGCUUCCACAACACAAAGGAGGUCCCCUACACUCUCUCCCUCAUCCGCCGCGACCCGAGUACGGGGAACCAGUGGAACGUAGGUCGCGUCGCCUCCCAUCAGCUCGAGGACUCUGGAGACGACGGGUACGAGUACUUCUCCUUCGACUCGGCGGGCCUCUCAGCCCACGACCGCCGGCGCGCAAACGCCCCUCAACCUCCCAUCAACAUCCGCCUCGAGUCCUCGGGCUACGCAAAGUUCCGCCACAUGCCUCUGCGCCAGAGCCAACAGCAGCAACAGCAGUCUCCCGAGGGUGGCUUCUCACGCCAAGUCGUCAUGUCCUACGCCAAAUCCUGGUCCUCCAACAUUCGCGAAAAGUUCAGCUCCCGGUCUACUCACCGCCACUCACGCCAGUUGAGCGCACACUCGACGGGCUCCGUCUCUUCUAACGGAAGCGACUCGGGGCCCAUCAUCACCCAGCCGGGCCACGGCCUCCGGCCUCAGGGUUAUGUGUUUGUCUCGCCCUGGGACGGCCGCUGUGAGUUCCGUACGGGGAACGCCGGACGUAGUGUUAAGUGCAGACACGUCCUGCCCACAGCCGGCGGACUGAGUAACCCGCUCGCGCCGUCGAGUUCGUCGUCGUACUCGGCCAGCGUGAGCGAGUUGCGAUUCAACUUGCCCAGCACGGAGAUUUUCAAGCAGGAGGGCAAGAGGGAGCAGCUGAGCGGGCACUUUAGCCGGCUUCUCAACGUCGGCAACCGGAACGGCGAAUAUAGCGACGAGGACGAGCCGCCUAGCCCGUUUGAUCUGAAGCUCGGCAAGGAAAGGGCCGGGGGCGGCAACAGGGGGAAGAGGGCCAAGUUGGGCAAGCUGAUCAUCUACCCCGAGGGGCUGAAGAUGUUGGAUCUGGUGGUGGCCGCUAACAUGGGUGUUUGGUGGGGGGCUUGGGAGAAGACGUUCUGA
Messenger RNA from Colletotrichum acutatum, 1824 nucleotides. RefSeq lists its product as uncharacterized. The record is from RefSeq and is a predicted model, not a curated record. The transcript is spliced from 4 exons. Lineage: Eukaryota; Fungi; Ascomycota; Sordariomycetes; Glomerellales; Glomerellaceae. Bases 1 to 1824 code for a protein of 607 amino acids.